Messenger RNA from Rhodamnia argentea, 600 nucleotides. Its product is annotated as glutaredoxin-C1-like. The coding region runs from base 137 to 556 and encodes 139 amino acids. NCBI's taxonomy places the organism in Eukaryota, Viridiplantae, Streptophyta, Magnoliopsida, Myrtales, Myrtaceae. The record is from RefSeq and is a predicted model, not a curated record. The transcript has a single exon.
CAUCCAACCACUUCACCAAUAGCUUCUGCUUCUUCACUCAUUUGUUCCAUCAGCUUCAGCUUCCUCUUCCUCUCUUCCUCUUCCUUUGAUCGAUCGAUCCCGACUCGAGUUCGAGCCCAGUCGAGUAGCAAAGAAGAUGGAGUACCAAGCCGAGUCGAACUGGGGGUACUACAUGCCCGGCGCCAUGAGGGGCAGGGGCGGCCGCAUGGCCGGGAUUGGGGGGACUUCGGACCCGUUGGAGCAGGUGGCGAGGCUGGCGUCGGAGAGUGCGGUGGUGGUGUUCAGCGUGAGCAGUUGCUGCAUGUGCCACGCUGUGAAGCGGCUCUUCUGCGGGAUGGGGGUGAGCCCUGUGGUCCACGAGCUCGACCAGGACCCGAGGGGGGAGGAGAUGGGCCAGGCACUGGCCCGGCUGCUCGGGAACUACGGGAUUGCCCCCUCCGUGCCCGUGGUGUUCAUCGGCGGGAAGCUGAUAGGGGCCAUGGACCGGGUCAUGGCCUCCCACAUCAACGGGACUCUGGUGCCGCUACUCAAGGAAGCCGGUGCACUCUGGCUUUAAAUUCAAGUGCUUCGUCAUACCCAAAAAAAAAAAAAAAAAAAAGA